AUGGCAGGGGGCUUGACGUACCUGCGGUCGGCAAGCAUUCACAGUGACCAGACCAGCGAUCCCGCUCCGCCCAUCGCUGCCAACGUGCUGGAUGCCCAGCGCAAGGUCCUGCUAAAGACAUCUGGCCACAGGCAACUCCUCGCCUGCCCAUUUGGGCUUUGCAAAUGCAAGGGGCCCCGCCUUGACCGCAAAGCCUGGGUCAAUCAUGUUCUACGCGAGCACCCCUACGACGAGCAAGCCACUGAUCUGGUCAAGCAGGUGAUGGAGGCCAAAUUGGUCGCCCAGUGCAACAAGUGUCACCUCUUCUUCGAAGCUGCUGGUAUCAGUCAACACCGCUCCCGAUGUGGUGCCAAUCUGAAGCGAGCGAGCGAGGCGUUGUUUCAUGCGGCUGGACACGACCUGCUUGAGAUUAUGCGUGGCGCUUGGCCCCAACAGUGUGUAGGGUCUCGCGUCAGCGUCUGCGAGCUGCUUAAGCUCGCCCGGCAUCCACUGAUGCAGCGCAGCCGCUACCCAUCCAACGCCACCGAGACCAAGCUGAUGGCUGCCACCCUGAGCCAGCUGUAUUGGUCUGCCGUCCACUCGGACUAUACCGCUGAAGAGCGAGAGAUGUGCUGGGCUUUGAUUUUGGCCUUGCCUAGCAUGUUGUUGUCUGCUCCCUCGACCGCACUGUCUACGAUUGACCUGCGCAAUAUGUUUCACGAUCGUCUCCGUUGGCUUGUGACGGGGCAACUAGGUCGGGUCGUGGACGCCAUGCGCAAGGCAGUCGCACGCAAGCAGAGCCGUCGAGGACAGCUGAACGCCGGCGCGGGCGCCCACCCGAACGACGCAGUCGACCAGAGCCUCAGGUCGCUCGUCCGCGACCCGGACCUGGCGGACGAAGCCUGGGCAAACCACUUGCGUCGCUUGAGCGACACGACCUUUGCCAUUGCGGUCGUGUCCAUGAUGGGUUUUGGCCUCCAUGAACUCAUCAACGUCAAGCCGACGGACAAGUGCCCGCUCUGCAGCAGCAAGACACCUCAGCCGCGACUGACCCGCGAGCACCUGUUGACCUGCCGUCCCAUCAAGCGUCACAACGCCCUUCGCGACGAGAUGGGCCGCCUGCUCAGGUACGCCACCCUCUCCCAUGUCUGGGUGGAAAAGUCUGGCUACAACGCCAACGGUCAGAGCUGCCGCAUCGACCUGCACUGCCGCAACCCCUUUCCCGGCGGUGCCUUGGGCCCAGCUCUGCCCGACCUGGGCAUUGACGUGACUGUGCGCACAGCCCAACCCCCGACCACCUCGCAAGCCUGCAUCAAGGUGGGCGCUGCCCUUCGCCGAGCCGAAAAGGAGAAGCGCGACUACUACACCGGUUUCAACCAUGGAAAAACUCUGAUCGUCCCUGCGGCGAUGACGACAACCGGUGGGUUUGCCUCCUCCUUUGUGGAUCUGCUUGGUCAGCUCGCCCGCUGCGCCGAGGCCCGUGGUGUGUACCAGCCGGGGCUGGAUGAGGCCUUUGUUCCUCGAUGGAAGGGUCGCUUUGCGGCGCUGGUCCAUCAGAUGAACGCUGACCACAUCCAGCGCCACUUUGGCGGUGUCUGCCUGCGCUCGUCGUAG
Monosiga brevicollis MX1 is the source of this 1593-nucleotide messenger RNA. RefSeq lists its product as uncharacterized. Gene Ontology annotation, biological process: ribosome biogenesis; endonucleolytic cleavage in ITS1 to separate SSU-rRNA from 5.8S rRNA and LSU-rRNA from tricistronic rRNA transcript (SSU-rRNA, 5.8S rRNA, LSU-rRNA); ribosomal large subunit export from nucleus. Bases 1 to 1593 code for a protein of 530 amino acids. The record is from RefSeq and is a predicted model, not a curated record. Lineage: Eukaryota; Choanoflagellata; Craspedida; Salpingoecidae. Gene Ontology annotation, cellular component: nucleus; nucleolus; preribosome, large subunit precursor. The transcript has 3 exons. Gene Ontology annotation, molecular function: protein binding.